AUGAAACCAGCGAAAUUGAAGCGCCGUUUAACAGCAGUGCAUCCAGAUAUUGCCAUUCAGAAAUGCUUGGCUAUCUGGUUCUUGUUAUUUUGCUUCCUGUACUGGUGGUACAGAGACAGUAAACAGAAUAUAUCUGACAAGCAUGUAUAUAUCAAGGGCUGUGACUCUGGCUUUGGAAAUGUUCCAGCUUUGGAAAAGUUCCGGCAGGGAUUCCAUGUUCUGGCUCUCUGUUUUAUUGAGAAGGGGGCUCAAGAACUUAAGAACAGGACAUCAUCAAGACUCUAAACAUUUCAACUUGAUGUUACCAACUCUGAAAGCAUUGGGAAGGCUGCAGAAUUUGUAAAAUCAGAGGUUAAAGGAAAAGGACUAUGGGGCCUGGUUAACAAUGUUGAAAUCGCUCUACCCUCUGGACCUUGUGAAUGGCUGACAAUAGAUGAUUAUAAAGUUGUGCUGAAUGUCAACCUGAUUGGACUUAAUGAGGUCACACUGAGCGUGACUCCACUGAUAAAGAGGGCUCAAGGGAGAAUAGUAAAUAUGUCAAGUAUAUUUGGCAGGCUCAUUGUGACAGGUAGAUCAUAUUCCAUCUCUAAAUUUGUUGUAGAAGCCUUCAAUGACAUCGUCAGGAGAGGGUUGAAAUAUUUUGGAGUAAAAGUGGCUUGUAUUGAGCCAAGCUUUUUCAAAAUGACCAUCACUAAUUUUGACCUAGUAACAGAGCAAGUUACCAAUCUCUGGGAGAGGUUACCACGGGAUAUACAAGAAGAAUAUGGGGCUGAUGACCUGGAUAACAGUGAACUGGAAAUGGAAGAUAAUAAACUGAUAAUAAAGGAUGGAGUAAAGCCAAUAAAGACAAAGCAUCUCAAGAAGCAGAUUCAGAUUGGGGACAAAGACAGAGCAAGGGGCAGGAAACAUUGA
Molecule: messenger RNA, 912 nt
Organism: Pristis pectinata (smalltooth sawfish)
Lineage: Eukaryota; Metazoa; Chordata; Chondrichthyes; Rhinopristiformes; Pristidae
Product: short-chain dehydrogenase/reductase family 9C member 7-like
Source: RefSeq, a predicted model, not a curated record